Messenger RNA from Cinclus cinclus, 2478 nucleotides. RefSeq names its product fibroblast growth factor receptor 1 (gene FGFR1). Gene Ontology annotation, biological process: positive regulation of cell differentiation; fibroblast growth factor receptor signaling pathway; multicellular organism development. The transcript has 17 exons. Gene Ontology annotation, cellular component: membrane; signaling receptor complex. The record is from RefSeq and is a predicted model, not a curated record. Gene Ontology annotation, molecular function: fibroblast growth factor binding; ATP binding; fibroblast growth factor receptor activity. Lineage: Eukaryota; Metazoa; Chordata; Aves; Passeriformes; Cinclidae. The coding region runs from base 1 to 2478 and encodes 825 amino acids.
AUGUUUACCUGGCGGUGCCUCAUCCUUUGGGCUGUGCUGGUCGCAGCCGCGCUCUCCGCUGCCCGGCCGGCCCCCACCCUGCCCGACCAAGCUCUGCCCAAAGCAAAAAUCGAAGUGGAGUCCUACUCAGCCCACCCUGGUGAGCUCCUCCAGCUGCGCUGCCGGCUGCGGGACGACGUCCAGAGCAUCAACUGGGUGCGUGAUGGCAUCCAGCUGGCUGAGAACAACCGGACACGCAUCACUGGGGAGGAGGUAGAGCUCAGGGACGUGGUGCCCGAGGACUCGGGGCUCUACGCCUGCAUGACCAACAGCCCCUCGGGCAGCGAGACCACCUACUUCUCCGUGAACAUCUCAGAUGCUCUCCCCUCUGCAGAGGAUGAUGAUGAUGAAGAUGAUUCCUCGUCGGAGGAGAAGGAGGCAGAUAACACCAAGCCAAACCAGGCCAUUGCUCCAUACUGGACCUAUCCUGAGAAGAUGGAGAAGAAGCUCCAUGCUGUCCCCGCUGCCAAAACAGUGAAAUUCAAGUGUCCAUCGAGUGGAACACCCAACCCCACGCUGCGCUGGCUGAAGAACGGCAAAGAGUUCAAACCUGACCACCGCAUCGGGGGGUACAAGGUCCGCCAGGCAACCUGGAGCAUCAUCAUGGACUCGGUGGUGCCAUCUGAUAAGGGCAACUACACCUGCAUCGUGGAGAACAAGUACGGCAGCAUCAACCACACCUACCAGCUGGAUGUUGUGGAGCGGUCCCCACACCGGCCCAUCCUGCAGGCAGGGCUGCCUGCCAACAAGACAGUGGCCCUGGGUAGCAACGUGGAGUUUGUGUGCAAGGUCUACAGCGACCCUCAGCCCCAUAUCCAGUGGCUGAAGCACAUCGAGGUGAACGGCAGCAAGAUCGGCCCCGACAACCUGCCCUACGUGCAGAUCCUGAAGACGGCUGGCGUUAACACGACAGACAAAGAAAUGGAAGUCCUUCACUUAAGGAAUGUCUCAUUUGAGGAUGCUGGGGAGUAUACAUGUUUGGCGGGUAAUUCUAUUGGGAUCUCCCAUCACUCUGCAUGGUUGACAGUUCUCGAAGCUAUUGAGGACACCCCAGCCAUGAUGACAUCUCCCUUCUACCUGGAGAUCAUCAUCUACUGCAUCGGAGCUUUCCUCAUCUCCUGCAUGGUGGUGACCAUCAUCAUCUACAAGCUGAAGAGCACGACCAAGAAGACAGACUUCAACAGCCAGCUGGCCGUGCACAAGCUGGCCAAGAGCAUCCCCCUGCGCAGACAGGUAACCCACGGCCCCCUGCAGGUGUCAGCCGACUCCAGCUCCUCCAUGAACUCGGGCGUGAUGCUGGUGCGGCCCUCGCGCCUCUCCUCCAGCGGCACCCCCAUGCUGGCCGGCGUCUCCGAGUACGAGCUCCCCGAGGACCCGCGCUGGGAGCUGCCCCGGGACCGGCUGAUCCUGGGCAAGCCUCUGGGAGAAGGGUGCUUUGGGCAGGUGGUGCUGGCAGAAGCCAUUGGGCUCGACAAGGACAAGCCCAACCGUGUGACCAAGGUGGCGGUGAAGAUGCUCAAGUCCGAUGCCACAGAGAAGGACUUGUCUGACCUCAUCUCUGAGAUGGAGAUGAUGAAGAUGAUUGGCAAGCACAAGAACAUCAUCAACCUGCUGGGAGCCUGCACGCAAGAUGGACCCCUCUAUGUGAUUGUGGAGUACGCCAGCAAGGGCAACCUCCGGGAGUACCUGCAGGCACGGCGGCCCCCGGGCAUGGAGUACUGCUACAACCCCACCCGUGUCCCCGAGGAGCAGCUCUCCUUCAAGGACCUGGUGUCCUGUGCCUACCAGGUGGCACGGGGCAUGGAGUACCUGGCCUCCAAGAAGUGCAUCCACAGGGACCUGGCAGCCAGGAACGUGCUGGUGACAGAGGACAACGUGAUGAAGAUCGCUGACUUUGGGCUGGCCCGUGACAUCCACCACAUCGAUUACUACAAGAAGACGACAAAUGGUCGCCUGCCAGUGAAGUGGAUGGCCCCCGAGGCUCUCUUUGACCGAAUCUACACCCACCAGAGUGACGUGUGGUCCUUCGGGGUGCUGCUGUGGGAGAUUUUCACACUGGGUGGGUCACCCUACCCCGGUGUGCCUGUUGAGGAGCUCUUCAAGCUGCUGAAGGAAGGUCACAGGAUGGACAAGCCCAGCAACUGCACCAAUGAGCUGUACAUGAUGAUGCGGGAUUGCUGGCACGCCGUCCCUUCCCAGAGACCCACCUUCAAGCAGCUGGUGGAAGACCUGGACAGGAUCGUGGCCAUGACCUCCAACCAGGAGUACCUGGACCUCUCCAUGCCUCUGGAUCAGUAUUCUCCUGGCUUCCCGGACACCCGCAGCUCCACCUGCUCCUCGGGAGAGGACUCUGUUUUUUCCCACGACCCGCUCCCGGACGAGCCGUGCCUUCCCAAGUUCCCCCCUCAGCACAGCAAUGGUGGACUGAAGCGACACUGA